Molecule: messenger RNA, 1662 nt
Organism: Cuscuta campestris
Lineage: Eukaryota; Viridiplantae; Streptophyta; Magnoliopsida; Solanales; Convolvulaceae
Source: the annotation of a GenBank genome assembly
AGGGAAAAUGGCUCCAUGGAAUUCCUGCCCAAAUGGACACGAUUAAAAAGGAGGGGAAAAUGGCUCCAUGGAAUUCUUGCCCAAAUGCACACGGUUAAAAAGGUUCGGUCGACCUAAAAGAAGAAAGAAAACUCAUCAUCUAUUUCUGGUGAUUAAAUCGGCGAAAAACAAAUUUCCGAACGAUUAUGCUUUGCUAAGUCCAAAUCUGGGAAGAGAUGUGACCGAAUCAAUUUUUUCCUCACAAAACUCUUUUUUUUCGAAAAGAUUUGGCAUAUGCAUAGCUAAUUGUAGCCAUGACAGAUUCACAGUCACUCCCAUGUGGGAUAUCUUUCAUCCCACCCAAGGUACCAUGGUGUUUGGUUGAUCAUGAGAUUUGGAAUGCAGGGCAAAGAGGAAGAAGAAGCACAUGAAGAAGAAGAAGAAGUUGAAGGAGGUUAAAGUAGUACUUGAUGCGGCCAUCUUAAGAUCGACUAAAAACUAUGGAUGAUGUAUGCAGCGGAGAGAGAGGAUGAAGGGAGCAAUAGGAAGACACGAUGAAAGAACUGACAAAGGAAGGAAGGAAGGCUGACACUGGGAUAGAUUAUGGUGAUCAGAUAGUGUGCAUAUAUGCAGCAGCCACCUGGCCCUGUAGGGAUAUAGGCUGGCUGACACUGGGAUGGCUAGGGAAGAUCCGAUACGCGUUCAUUUACAGAAUAGUAUGAGCUAAAAGUGAGAGGUCGCCAACGUGUUGAGGUUGGAGAGCCUUAAUUAAGGGGAUGCAAUCCGACUCAAUGAUGAUGUUCCGCUAUUGGAUAUGUUUUAGCCUUCCUUCGUCGCCAGUUCUUCUGCGACCUUUGGGGUAUGGAAAUGAUGAUUAUUAAGGUUGCUAGCUGCAUGGAAUGCUCUCCUGUUAUCCACACAAGCCCCGUACAGUAUCCACAUUGACGUUGAUCUUCAUCCAUCCUUUGGGAGGCUUGGACCAUGAAUGGGGGCCAUGUGAUGUGGCUGGGGGAGUAGACGUGGGUUGCUGCCAGUCCUUGAAGAGAUACCAUGCUGUGUGCCAUGUUGAGAUAGCGGAUGGGGUUCAUUGGUGCCAAAUGACAUCAUUCCGUGACUUCCAGAUGGCAGAGAGGAUAAAAAAGGUGAGAGAGAUAUCCUGGGCUGAGAAGAGGGAUAAAAUCUGUAAUAACCAUUCUUGGAAAGGUGUGGAAGGCAGAUUGUACCAUUUAAGUGGGGAGGAGACCCACAUGGCUUGAGCAAUAUCACAACCAACGAAGAGGUGAUGGGCAGUUUCUGUUUCGGCGUUGCGAAGCGGACAGAGAGGCGAGAAUGUCUACAUUUUGGGUUUGAAGACGGUCGCGGCAUGGAAGGAUGUUGUUCGCUGCUCACCAACUUGUAUGAUGAUGAAUGCAAGGCGGGGUGCAGGUUUUUUAGAAUCUCCUCUAUAUGCUGUUUUGACGGGAUAGUGUCCAGUCGGACCAAUAGAGAGGGUUCGGGAUGGAGACGACAGAUUGAAUGAGGUCUUCUUUACCAGCUUUGGAGAGGAGUUUGUUUUUCCAGGUCCAAGGCAGGGAAGAGAAACAUGAUAUGAACGGAUGCAUGGUUGUGCCAUAAGAGGCGAGUCCGCCGCAACGUUGGAGGAGUGGUCAUAUUGGAUGAUGGUUUUGGUGUCGUGAAUUUUGG